GAUAAGUUAACCGGCGUUUGUUAGUUUUCGUCUGUUUGUUUUAUUCGUGUGUUUGUGUGUGAGCCCCAUCACCCUGCCCUGGCAUCCGGCCAGCCGGUCGAACCGGGCCGAGAAGAUGAGCAGGUCGGGCCGAGAAGCUGAGCUGGCUUGGCCGAGUAGUCGAGCUAGCGGGGCUCAGGAGGCCGAGGAACUGAUUAAACCAGACCGGGUAGCUGAGCUGGCGAGGCUAAGGAGGCUGACUAGCUGGGCGGACGCAGUUCUUACUCUGGGAAUUAGCUCCAUUCAAAUAAUAGUUAUAUAUAGAGUAAAGCUCAGUGUAGAGACCUACGGUGAUGUGAAACUUCAAAAUAAAAUUCAUAAAAAGAUAAAUAAAACAACUCUAAAUAAAGACUGGGAGUACUUUUAUAACUCCUGGGCAGGUAUAAAGGUGGCGGGAGUCCCCAGUAAUGUCCAGUGAUAUAGACGAGGACUCCAGUGAGGUUUACUCCGCCCCCCGGAGGGGAGUACACCCUGUGGAGGAGUGGUCCGACGGAGGAAUGAUCCACUCCUACGUCAACCUAGUAGAUAGAGGAGAAGAUGAAGAGAAACCAGCCCUGCCUGCCAGAAGAGAUAAGCAAAGGAAUAAAUCUGGAAGUCAGAGAAAACCCCGCAGCAAAGAUCGAGACUCCGAGAGACGGGACGGAGAGAGAAGAGAGACGGACGGAGGAGAAUAUGAACGGAUAAAGGAACGGGAGAAAGAGUUGGAACGAAUUCAUAGGAGAAGCAGAGAACUGAUGAUGAGUCCAAGACUAGCUGAGUGCGGGAGCAGGGAGGGGAGCCUGGAAAGGAGCAGGAGGAGGGGCCUGGAUCAGGGGAGCAGAGAUGGGAGCCUGGAGAGGAGCAGAAAGAAGGUUCUAGAACAACACUAUAGGAUGUCAGCAGGACCACAGUUCAACCCAACUAAUCAGGCUCAUUUUAACCAUCCCCCACCACCCUGCCAUCCUCCUCCACCUCUACCUUCAACUAAUGUACAUAACAGAUAUAAGUCUCCGUCCCCCGCCACGCAGGAUCUCUCUGGGAAACCUGGACUCCGACGGCGGGUUCAAUCGCCGAACCGACGGGAUUACAAGGAUUUCUCCGCCCGGGAGUUCAGAUCUCCGCACCGAACCACGAGCAGGUUGACUGACGAGGAGGAGGAUUCUGGAGCUGACUCUAUGAAUGAUUUUAUAUCCAACCAUAGCUGCAGGUCUCCUCUGCACUCUAACCACUCCUCCCACUUGGCUCUUGUACCGUACGAUCCUCGGAGCAGCUGUAGAACUUGUUAUUCUAUGUACCCUAGUUCAGGAUACCCUGGCAACCACUACUGUACUGCGUGUAUGUACCUUCCCCAGAAUAUGCAGGUUGCGCUCAAUCCUUCAGUAGAAGAAAGACUUUUAGCCUUGGAGGGAGAUAAGGAUCAACUUCACUUACAGGUUGCGUUGUUAUCUGACCAGCUGGACUCUCAGACGGAUAAGAUCACGGACUUGGAGAGGGUGCUGGACAACAAGAAAGAGAUGCUCAGGACCACCGAGGAGGUUUUGCAGAGGGAAAUUAUCAACAGGUCCUCGCUUGAAACCCAGAAGCUUGAAUUACUCUCGGAGAUUUCUGGACUAAAGCUGCGGCAAACCAGUACGGAGAAGGAGAACUCUGAACUCAGGAGAAGGUUGGCUAAAACUCUUCAGCUCUCCGACUCUGGGUUUGAUGGAACCAGGAGUCUUCCUAGACGUCCUACUUAUAGGGAAUCUUCUUUAAAUACUAUUGUACCACCUCAACCUUCUCAACCUUCAGUUUUCCGCCCAGUUCAGAUGCAGAAUGUCAGUAGGAGUAAAGGAGAGAGCAGUAAUAGUCCAACACGUGGAGAUACAAGGUCGUCUUUCUUCUCCAGAUCUAAUAGUAUCAGACACAGUUCUGUUCCAAGUACCAGGCAUAGAGAUCCAAGCACAGACAGGGGCACAGAUACAGACCAGGCUCCUAUUGCAACUAAACCACGUGGUUUAAAGAAGAUACUGUGUAAGAUGAGAAGAGCUAAUUCGGGACAUAUUCCACAGGAACCUAAACAGGAUUUUGACAAAGAUCAGCAUAGAGCAAGUGCAGGAAGUAAAAUAGCCUGUGGUUGGGAGGUUCAAAGAACUGUUGGUCUUCUACAGCCUGACCUCCCUUUCGAACAGUGGUCAAUUGACCUCCUCUGUUCAUGGUUCGACAACCUCGGCCUGUAUAUGUACAGCAACGAGGUCAGGAGGCUGAUUAAAGAUGGAGCCCAUUUGGCCUCUAUGUCCUCGUCAGACCUUGAGAACAAACUUGGAAUCAAACACAAUCUUCACAAAAAGAAGCUGAUGCUGGCCAUCAGUUCUAGACUCCAGGUAGAAGAUGACCCAUGCAGUAGGCUGGACCAUCAAUGGGUCACUAGAUGGUUGGACGAUGUAGGAUUACCGCAGUACAAGGACAGCUUCCUAGAGGCCAGAGUGGACGGAAGAGUACUAAACUAUCUCACAAUAGAUGAACUCUUCCAACUAAAAGUUACCAAUCAGCUUCAUCAUCUCUCCUUGAAGCAUGGCAUUGAUGUACUCCGGAGCAACGGGUUCGAUCCGUCCUGUCUCAAGCGGAGAGGUAUACCCGGAGAAAGAGAAAGUCAGAUAGUCCAUUCUGAUGUUGUCUACUGGACUAAUCAUAGAGUGAUGGAAUGGUUGAGACAAGUUGAUCUUUCAGAAUAUGCUCCGAACCUUAGGGGUAGCGGAGUACAUGGAGCACUCCUAAUCCAGGAAAACCGGUUUACAGCAGAAUUAUUAGCUUCUCUACUCUCUAUACCAACGAGUAAAACUUUACUUAGAAGGCAUCUUUGUUUACAUUUUAAAGAUCUGGUUGGGCCAGAUGUUAUUCAGGUGAAAAAUUAUUUUACUAAUAAUAUUUACAUUUUUUAAAUAAAGACAUAUUAG
Eurytemora carolleeae is the source of this 2951-nucleotide messenger RNA. RefSeq names its product liprin-beta-1. Gene Ontology annotation, cellular component: presynaptic active zone. Gene Ontology annotation, biological process: neuromuscular junction development. The coding region runs from base 447 to 2936 and encodes 829 amino acids. Lineage: Eukaryota; Metazoa; Arthropoda; Copepoda; Calanoida; Temoridae. The record is from RefSeq and is a predicted model, not a curated record. Gene Ontology annotation, molecular function: protein binding. The transcript has 23 exons.